CGCAGACCGUCCGCGCCAGUUCCAGUUCCAGCUCCAGCUCCAGCUCUUAAGCCCGGCCGGCCCCCGACGUUGGCGAAGCGCCAUGCCAUUGAUGUGAAGCGUAUGCGACCUCGCCCUCAGCCUUGUGCGAACAGCAUCGCCAACGGCAUCGCCAGCGCUCUUGUCCGGACCACGACUGCCACCGCCCGCCGCCGCCGGUACCCUGUGGUGUGGCAGGCCGCGGUCAGGCCGCAAUCGCAAUUGACUGCAGCGCCGACCCUGGCGCGACAAUAUUAUGAGCUGAGCCCCAACUCGCCUGUUUCUGUGUCCGCGUUUCCUGGCCCUUCUGGUGGUGUAUCCGAUACCACCGCCACCACGCCCGACGCUAUGCCCAGCAACAAAAACAAGCGGCCGGCCCCGAGCAGCGCUGCGACGCCAGGCGCCUCCAAGAAGAAGAAGAUGGAAAAUGUCCAGAAAUACUACGCCGUGCAAGCGGGCUUCGUCCCCGGGGUGUACUUGACGUACGCCGAGUGCCAGGCUCAGACGGCCGGAUUCAAGGGCGCUGUUUUCAAAUCCUUUCUUUCAAGAGAAGACGCCGACGCCUUUGCUGCUGGGAAAAAAGUUGCAGUGGCAGACGAGCCCGAUAAAUUCUAUGCGGUUGCUGUUGGCAAUCCGACGGGCAUCUUCACAGACUGGUCCGAAGCUCAAAAGGCCACCACGGGCGUCAAGGGCCCCAAGUACAAACGCUUCUCAACUCGAGCAGAAGCCGUGGCAUACAUCCGACAAUUUGGCAAUAGGGAGGCGAUAGAGGCAUUGGGAGAGAAGGUGGAGCCAGUGGAGAAGGUGGAGGUUGAAGAAAAGCUUUUCACAAUCCAAAAGUUCACUCCCAUCCUCAAGGACAGUGAGGCUGAUACGAAGCCGCGAGAGGAUAUUCUCGACAUAUACACCGAUGGAAGCAGCCUGGCCAACGGCCGAAAGGGUGCUCGUGCCGGACUGGGCGUUUAUUUUGGAGAGAAUGACCCUCGCAAUCUGGCUGAAAAAUUGCUUGGCGACAAGCAGACUAACCAGCGAGCAGAGCUCAUGGCUAUGCUGCGGGCUUUGGAAUCUGUGCCGGCCGCUCAGACUGUUCGCAUUUACAGCGACAGCCAGUACUCCAUCAAAUGUGUAACUGAGUGGCCCAUUGGAUGGAAUAAAAAGGGUUGGAAAACAGCCAGCGGUGAGGAUGUUAAGAACCAUGAGAUCAUACGGCCUAUCCUUAAAAAGAUGGAUGAACGAACCAAGGCUGGAGGCAAUACCUACUUCCAGUGGGUAAAGGGCCAUGCCGCGAAUCCUGGCAACAUUGCCGCAGAUCGGCUGGCCGUCAUGGGCGCGAACCUUCCAUGAUACGGCGUGAUGAGCGCAUACCGACACUGCGGUUCUUUCGCCAUGGAUGGAGAUGAUGGAGAUGUGUGUGUUAAGCAACGGGUGCUUUGUCUACCUAUUGACGGGCGCAGCUACAAUACAUGGCCUACGAGGAAGAGAGAUGGAUGAUCUGCGGCGAGAAAUAAAAAGCAUACCAUGGAGUUGGGCAUGGGAUAAUAAUGAUUGUAACGGCAACUGGAUGGAGCCCUGGAUAGGAGUUUAACAUUUACAUAUCUUUUUUUUUUUUUUUCAAAGGAUGGUAAUUGAUACCUCGAGGCUUGUAUUUGGUAGAUAAUACUGGCUUAUUCGGCAGUAGAUUGAGCAGCCUCUCCUAUCCAUACAUAUACCCAAGCAAUUGUGUCUAUUACAUAGGUAGCAAAGAGACUGGAUGAAGUCUCGAUUAUUUUGAACAAGUUUCCUCUUUCCUCCGCAUCGAUCCGCCUUUGCGCAAAUUUCCGGCGAGGUGCUGCACUCUCGGACCCGAUCUUUCUAGGUACUAUAGUAAAUAGUAGAAGAAGAAAAAAACCUCGAAUCCUUGGCCGACCAGCCCCCAAUAUGCGCUGUUCCAUGUGGGGUGGCUUCUUCGCUCACCGGUUGACGCCACUUACCGGGAUUCCUGAAGCGGGAUGCAAGCUUGGCAAGCCGCUGACCGUUUCUUUUUUUUUUCUUUUUUUACAUUGUCGCGAAACUUGUUUGAUGCAAGUUUGCGCUGCUUGCAUGCAGUCAAGAGGCCGAUUGGAUAAUUUUGCCCUACAAAUUACUACUUGACUCCCGCUAUCUUCUCCCAAUUAGGUACUCUGGUGACAUUGCCGCCCGUUCGUCCUCUUGAGUCAUUCGGUCAGACAACACGCCUUCGAAGAGAGAGAGAGAGGCCCUUGAAAGAAUGAUCUCUGCUAUCGUCGCCACUGCAGUAACUCGAUUCUCGCGUUGCUAACAUUCAGCUGAGGCGCUGUUGCCAUGGCUGAUAACAUCUGGGCUGUGCCGCUGGCGCUGUCGAAUUUCAAUAUCGUGGUUGCUGUUUUGGGGGGGUUUAUAUCGCUGUUUGGGCUGGUGUCGUAUCUGUUGAAGGAGAAUUACUAUCUGUCUGAAGCUCUCAUCUCCCUCCUAAUUGGCGUUGCCUUUGGCCCGCAUGGGGCCAAUUUCAUUCGGCCGGAUAGCUAUGCUGGAUGCAGCACGUCCGCAAUCAGCGAUGCCGACUGUAUCGAUUCGCGGCUGGGCAUCAUCACGCUCAAUUUCUCGCGGCUGGUCCUCGGCGUCCAGCUAGUCAUUGCGGGCGUCCAGCUGCCGAGCAAAUACCUUUGGAGGGAGCGCAAGUCUCUCAUGCUGCUGCUCGGCCCUGGCAUGACCUUGAUGUGGCUCACUACGAGCUUUCUGGUCUGGGCGCUUGCCGGGAUGCCAAACUUCUUGCAUGCCCUGGCCGUGGGUGCUUGCGUCACGCCCACGGAUCCUGUAUUGUCUGCUGUUAUUGUCAAGGGAAAGUUUGCUGACAACAACAUCCCCAAGGAACUGCAGAAUCUCAUUGUUGCCGAAUCUGGCGCCAAUGACGGAUUAGGCUAUCCCUUCCUCUUCUUUGCCUUGUAUCUGAUCAAGUUUGUCGGCUCCGGUGCUACGUCUGGAGGAGCUGGAGAUGCCAUGGGCCUCUGGUUUGCAUAUACUUGGGCUUACACCAUCAUCCUGAGCGUCAUCUACGGCGCCGUUGUGGGAUGGGUGGGCAAGGAGCUGCUUCGUUGGGCUAUGAAACGCAAUUACGUCGACCGAGAGAGCUUUCUUGUCUCUGCCAUAUCCCUGGCGCUGUUUGUGCUCGGCACAUGCGGGUUGAUCGGCACCGACGACGUUUUGGCCUGCUUCGUUGCUGGAAAUGCAUUCACCUGGGAUGAUUGGUUCCGUCUUGAAACGCUGGACGACUCAUUGCAGCCUACGGUUGACAUGCUUCUCAAUGUGUCCAUCUUUCUGUGGUACGGAGCUUACUUACCAUGGACCGAGUUCCGCCACAACACUCUCAUCCCCAUCUAUAAGCUCGUGCCGCUUGGUAUUCUCGUGCUGCUUGUGAGACGGCUGCCCUGGAUAUUUGGCCUGCACAGAUGGGUUCAUCAAAUCACGGGGACGCACCAGGCUCUCUUUGUUGGGUUCUUUGGCCCCAUCGGCGUAUCGGCAGUAUUCUACCUUUUCAUCACCUUGGAAUUCAUCGAAAAUUUCUUGAGUGAUGAAGAGGGGAACCCGAGAAGCGACGUCAAAGACUUGGGCGAAAUGGUGAAACUUGUAGUUUGGUUCCUCACCGUUUGCAGCGUGGUGGUCCAUGGGCUGAGCAUCCCCCUAGGUAAAAUAGGGUACCUCAUGCCUCGGACAAUCUCUCGAGUUUUGAGCGAAAACAUCAGCAACAGCGGUGAAGACUCUCGUGUAAUUUCACGCAUCUCUACCAUGUCUAGGUGGUUCUCCAGUGGGAAAGCAGACCCCGAGGCCAUCGCCAAAGCGAGCAUUGGUGGGCAGCCUCUAAGCAAUGCAAGUGUAUCUGGGCCCUCGGAGCCUCACCCCAUGCUUCAUCCCGUACCUCCUCGGCUCCAUACUGUUGAUGAAGACAGCACGUCGCAGGAGGACGCGAUGCCCGCCCGACGACGUGAGAUCCGAUUCUACGACGAGCCGGAACCUAGGCCAGCUGAUAUGGUGGCUUCGUCCUCCGAAGCUCCAUUGUAUACAGUGCCACAGGCCUCGCCGCCAGGGAUUGAGGUUCCUGAGUCCAAGGCUGUUGAUACUCGGCUAAUGGAGCUUGGCACUUUUCCGUCACAAUCCCAUCCACAUUCGGAGUAAUAUUCUUUUGCGGUCAAGCUUUUUAGCUAUUGAAUAUAAUUAUCAAUAGCUGAGUUUGACCAGGUUGAAUAAAUGUUGGAUGAAUUGUCUACUUUGCAAAGAAUUAUUGACUUGAAGAUAGAUAGAUAAGUAGAAAGAGAGAGAGAUCAUACCUACAUGUAUAUGUGUCUAUAUCCACACACGCGCACAUGAUUAUCUGUAGUUGUAUUUUUCUGAAACAUC
Messenger RNA from Trichoderma atroviride IMI 206040, 4407 nucleotides. RefSeq lists its product as uncharacterized. Gene Ontology annotation, cellular component: plasma membrane. Gene Ontology annotation, molecular function: sodium:proton antiporter activity. NCBI's taxonomy places the organism in Eukaryota, Fungi, Ascomycota, Sordariomycetes, Hypocreales, Hypocreaceae. Gene Ontology annotation, biological process: sodium ion export across plasma membrane; proton export across plasma membrane; regulation of membrane potential. The record is from RefSeq and is a predicted model, not a curated record.